AUGGAGAUCAAGCACCUGGCCCUUCUGACGUUCCUGGUGAUCACGUACGUCAAGGUCCUUGUGGAGCUCUUUCACCUAAAGACGAACCUGGUGCAGACCUACCAGGCUUUGAGGAGGAUCCACCAGAAUCUCGGGCAUCCUUCCAACCAGGAUUUAGCCCGACAUCUCAAAUUGUCUGGUGCAGGCGAUAUUGCCGUGAAAGCGGCACACUCUCUCCGGUGUGAAACUUGUGCACGUCAUACCGGACCGGGUACCAGACGGCCAGCCAAGAUGGUGCGUGCACUGGACUUCAACCAGGAGGUUUGCCUGGACACCCUCAAUCUCUUCGAUAGCGAGCACAAGAAGAUUGAGACUUUGUCCAUCUUAGACAUGGCCACUGGGUACCACGUCGUGAAGAAAAUCAGUGGCAAGAAGUCUGCCAAUCUUCUCAAGGACUUUAUGGAGGGUUGGGUGAACUGGGCAGGCCCCCCGAUGCGGGUCACCGUGGACCAAGAACGUGGCUUCCUGAAGGAGUUCACCGAUGGGCUGGACAUGCUGGGAUGCCAGAGCAGAGUCAUAGCUGGACAAGCCCAUUGGCAACAAGGUGCAGUAGAACGACAAGGCCAAUGGUAUCGCGCCAUUUGGGACAAGACGAUUGCCCAUGUGGUGCCUUCACAUGACGAGGUCGACUACACUUUGGCCAUGGUGAACUCCGCCAAAAACAAUCUGAGGAGGAGCCAUGGCUACUCCCCUGCACAAUGGCUGUUCGGUGCUGAACCCAGGCUUGGUGAUGCGAUGUUGGACGAGAAUGAGGAGCUCUACCAGCUUGAGGAGUUGAGGUCGAAUGACGAGAUUUGGAGGAGAAAACAACAGAUCAGGUAUGCGGCUCGGAUGGCAUUCAUCCAGUCGCAGACUGAGUCUGCCGUCAAGCGUGCUCUGCUUGGCCGCUCACGUGUGGCCCCUGAGGAGUUCACUGCUGGAGACUACGUCUACAUCUACAGGGUGGACAAGACUGCUGGAGGCAAAGCACGGCAACGUCAAAACGUUGGCGAGUGGAUUGGCCCUGGUGUCGUGAUCGGGAAAGAAGGUUCCUCUUUCUGGGUAUCACGGGGUGGUAGGUGUGUACUAUGCGCUCCUGAACAUCUACGGCCAGCUGAGAGUGAGGAGCUUGGUGCAGCCUUUCAGACAAGGGCUCUCAAGGAGGAUCUGAUGAAGGUGGUAUCCAAUCUGGAGGACGAAGAUGAUGAGGAGGUCUUUGCAGACGCUACAGGUGCAGUUGCCUUGGACAAACGAGCUGCCCCAUCUGACUUCGUGCCUGAAAGAAGGAUGAGGACGAAAGGGAUCGUGAGGAUGCUUAAGAGAGAACUUCCUGAUGGAGGUCCUGAGCAACCAGACCGACCAGCACCGGCGCUUCUACAAGAACGGGAGGCUCAAGAAGGAGAUCAACAAAACGAACCUGAUAUAGAAGAACUUCUUGAUAGAGCACAAGAAGCUAUGGUGGUGGAACGGCGUGUUCCCCGGUGUCUCAUCAAACAACAAGACAAAGAGGUGAGAUGGGAGGACAUCCCGGAAUCUGAACGGCCCCUGUUCAUUGAAGCUGAGAAGAAGCAAUGGCAGGAGCACCUCCACUAUGAGGCUGUGAGGGUACAUCCUCCUGGCGAUGCUGACCUUCUACGUCGUAAAGUUCCUGCUGAUCGGAUCCUGAGGGCGAGGUUUGCCUAUCGGGACAAGAACGUGGCCAAGCGUCGUGAAGACCCUGGAGUACCAGCAAAGGCCAAGGCAAGACUUUGUGUGGGUGGACAUAUGGACCCUGAUCUCAAAAGAGGCGAAGUCACAACAGAAGCGCCAACAGCGUCCAAGACUUCCCUGUUCACCCUCCUCUACCUAGCAUCUCAGCUUGGAUGGAGGCUUGCCGCAGGCGUAGAACCAGGAUCACUCAUUGAGAUCGUGAAAGGAGUUUUUGGACUUUCGAAUAGCCCGCGUCUCUGGUGGGAUAAGUUGGCGGCAGAGUUACUUAGCUUGGAGAUUGUCAUCGGCAACGAGGUCUUGAAGCUUAAGCACCACCAGUUCGAUCCUUGCCUUUUUCUUCUUCGAGAUCAACAUGGAGAAGGAAACCUGCGCGGUGCUAUGGUGACACACGUCGAUGACCUUCUCAUUGCCGCCCCUGCUGGAGAGAUGACGGAGCUGCAGCAAAGUCUCUCUAAGAUCUUCCCUAUCUCCGAUUGGGAGGCUGACGAGUUCGAGUACACUGGCAACCAUCAAGCAGAAGGAUGGCACUAUCGAGGUCCACCAGAAGGCCUAUGUCAACUCGCGGCUCGAGACGGUCAAGCUGACGAGGUCACGGUCAAGGACAACAUGAGCACCGUUGGUGCCCUUUCCUGGCUUGCAGCACAGAGCCGACCCGACCUACAAGCUGGGGAAGAGCCACUACGGUUCACCAAGUUGGCAGAUGAUCCUGGCCAAUUGGUUUUACUGGUUUUCCACGAUGCUGCUUGGGCGAACGCUCCACCAGACCCUGCUGUGGCUGACGCUGCAGACCUGGAAGAAGCUCAGGGACAUGGUGUCUACUCUCAGCUCGGCCACAUCCUGAUCCUAACGACCAAGGAUGCCCUCGCUGGCAAGCCGAGUACGUUUGCUGCCGAGACUAUGUCGGCACUGGGCGGCUGGGAGGAUGGCCUAGCUUUCCGCUCCUACGUCUCCAGCGCAAUCAACCCUGGUGCAUCUGGUGAGGACGAAGCCCGGGAGCUCUUCCCGAUAGUCUCCCUCACUGACUGCAAGUCUCUCUACGACAAUGUGCACCGACUUGGAGGGCCCCGUGCACCGAGCGAGAAGCGGCUCAUCGUGGAUUUGAUGGCACUACGCCGUAUGGUGACUGAUGAAGAUCGCCGUUGGGCCUCUGAACUGCCUGGCAACAAAACAUUCAGGCUCAUGAGUUUGUCCCAGUUUGCGGCAAAACAGUUGCUA
Molecule: messenger RNA, 2943 nt
Organism: Cladocopium goreaui
Lineage: Eukaryota; Dinophyceae; Suessiales; Symbiodiniaceae
Source: the annotation of a GenBank genome assembly